Molecule: messenger RNA, 3324 nt
Organism: Acanthamoeba castellanii str. Neff
Lineage: Eukaryota; Discosea; Longamoebia; Acanthamoebidae
Product: [2Fe2S]-binding, putative
Exons: 22
Coding region: 1-3324 (1107 amino acids)
Source: RefSeq, a predicted model, not a curated record
AUGUGCACGGUGAUGGCCUCCCUGAUGUACAUGUGGUGUCGGCUCGUCAACAAGCCACUGGCCUAUCGGGCGGAAGACGACACCGAACACGAGGCGAAGCUGGAGGAGGACAUCCUCACCAGCGGAGAGAAGAAAGCGCGCGUUCGCAAGACGCCCACGAAGAUCCACAGCUACGACCGCUUCGUCUCCUACCUCGACUCGGCCAACUGGAAGCGGGCAAGCAGUGUCAGGCAUAGCGACAUGGAUGGCUUAGCAUCGUUUCGCAACGGCGAGUACAAGCCCGUGAUGAACCUCAUCCGCACUCUCAAGUAUGGCCGUCAGACCAAGCAAGAGGUCGACUUGGCGAUCGACGUCUGUGAGCUGCUGCAGAACUUGCGCGAGGUUGUGCUGGACUACAGGCUCAGAUAUGAGCAGACCCGGUUGCCCGAGGAGAGCCAGAUCUACCUGGGUCAGGCCACCACGCUCCUGGAGCGAUACGUGUACCUGAUCGUGUUCAACGCCUACCUGUCCGAGCAAGCCCCGCUCCACUUUGCGGUGGCCUUCAGCGCGUGGCUCGCCGGCCGGGAGGAGAUCACCAGCAUCCUGGCCCAGAUCAAGGCCGACCCCAACAAGGCCCUGCGCAUCACCGGCCAGGUCGUGGCACCAGGUAAGGCCAAGCAGGCUAAAGGGGACGACCUGGAGGAGCAGGAAGAGGCGGCUGGUGGUAGACUGGUCGAUUCUCUGGACAAUUCAGGGGACGAUGUCGUGCGGAGCCGCAAGGGCGACGUACUGAGCAAGAACAUGAUGAUCAAGGCCGACCUCUACCAGUACAACCGCGCCAAGUACGGCGAGAGCGCCAGGUUGGUCGCCGUAAGCGAGGACGUGUGCAACUUCCGUUCGGCCGAUGGCUACGAUCGCGUGCACGGUGUGGGCCAAUCGAGCGUGGAGGGCACCCGCAAGGUCAUCUCCUACCUGGUCGACCUGGAACGCGCCAAGGAUCCGUCGAAGGAGGUGGAUGUCGUGUGGAUCAACCUGCGCGAGGAGCCCAUCAUCUUCAUCAACUCGGCGCCAUAUGUGCUGAGGGAUGCGGAGCACCCGUUCAGCAACCUGGGCAGUUUCGAAGGCAUCGCCCCGGAUCAUCUGGAGGAGAUGGAGCAGAGGCUCAAGGAAGAUCUGCUGCGCGAGUGUGCCGUCUACGGUGGCAAGAUCCUCGUUCACGAUGAAACCGACCUACAGCAGGUGGUCUCCUCGUGGCUGACCGUUGCUGUGAACAGCGAGACCGGGAUGCCGGCCAUUGAAACGACGAACGAGUCCACGCCGUCCGGUGUCGAGGGACUUCGCUCUGUGAGCUACUACCGCGUCCCCGUAACGCCCGAACGCUCGCCCGAGGAGAAGGACUACAACGAGUUCACCAGUAUCCUGACCGAGGCCCCCGAGAACGCGCACAUCGUCUUCAACUGCCAGCAAGGGGGUGGUCGCUCGACUGUGGGCAUGGUGGCCGCGGUGCUCAUCCAGAUGUGGUCCGACCUGAAGAAGAACGGGCUUCCCUUCGUGCCCGGCUUCCUGCCCGGCGCGUCGACUCAGGAAAGGCGCAGGGACAGGCGCGGCGAGUACGCUGCCAUCAUGGGGCUCGUCCGCACCCUGAACCAGGGCCAGCUUCUCAAGCAGCAGCUUGACACCGCCAUCGACAGCUGCGCAAGUCUCACCAACGUGAGGGACGUGGUGGCGGACAUGGCGCGCGAGAAGAAGUACACGGAGGACCGCACGCAGCAGGAGACGUUCGACCGGAUGUGCACCAACUACCUGGAGCGCUACUUCUACCUGCUUCUCUUCAACAGCUACCUCUCCACGCAGACCGCCGCCGGGUUCCCGCUGGCCUUCACCGAGUGGGUCAAGACCAAGAGCGAGAUCGCCACUCUCACGCACCAGAUGCACGCCAACCCGCAGCAGUCGGUCAAGAUCGUGCUCCACGACCAGCUCCAGCCGACCGAAGCGCCCGCGGGCUCGGCCGCGACGGCCGACGAGGCCGAGGCCGACCAGAAGAACAAGGGCCUGGAGACCGCGAGCCAGGCCCAGCGCGAGAUCGAGAUCAGGCAGGCCAUCGUCGACCGUACCGGCGACGUGCUGGUGACCAACACCAUCCUCAAGGCUGACCACUUCCCCGGCUGCCAGCGGAAGGGCCUGCAGCCGCGCCUCACCGGCGCGCCCAACUUCCGCCGCGUGGAGGGCAUUGAAGUCAAUGUCUACGGCGUGGCACAGUGCACCAUCGAAGGAGUGGUGAAUCUGCUGGACCAUCUGCGCACUCAGCCGCAGCGUCCAUCCUCGCUGGCCGCGGCUGUGCCCAGCGACCCGACCAGGUCGCCGACCGUCGUAUGGACGAACCUCCGCGAAGAGCCCAUCAUCUACGUCAACAACCGCCCGUUUGUGGUGCGACAGCAAGACCUGCCGUUCAACAACCUGGAGAUCACCGGCAUCGAGCCCGAUGAGGUGGAGGCCAUGGAACAGCGGCUCAAGGCUGACAUUCUCCAGGACGCCGCUAAGUACGGCGGACGAGUUCUGAUCCACGAAGAAACGGACGACGGCCGCCUGGUUGGCAACUGGGAAGAGGUGACUUCGGAGACAGUGUUGACGCUGCGCGAGGUCUACGAGAGCGUCAACAAGCGGGGCUACAUGGUGGACUACAAGCGCAUUCCCAUCACCGACGAACGUGCUCCCGAAGAGAAGGACUUCAACGAGCUGCUCAAGCGGCUCAAGAUGGUAACCGCCUUCGACCACGUCGUGUUCAACUGCCAGAUGGGUCGCGGCCGCACGACGACGGGCAUGGUGGUGGCCUGCAUGGGCGUCGCUCACCGCUACCCCGAGCUUCUCCCGCCGCCCAUGGAGCUUCCAUCGCAUCUGGAACUGGAAGCGCAGCACGAGACCGUGCCCGCCGCGCUCAGGGGCCACGCCCGCCGAUCUUCGUUCACGCCCCUCAAGAAGGAGCUCGGCAUCAGCUACCACAACGGCGACUACAAGAUCAUCCUGCGUCUGAUCCGCGUGUUCAACAACGGCGCCGAGAUCAAGAGGCGCACGGACGUGGCGAUCGACGCCUGCUCCGUCAUGCAGAAUCUGCGCCACGCCAUCAAGGAAUACAAGGUCAAGACCGAGGAAGCUCACGAGCACGGUAAUCAGGCGCAGUACAAGUUCAACAAGGAGCGCGCCAUCGCCUACCUGGACCGGUACUUCUACCUGGUUGCCUUCAACGCCUACCUGAGCGAGUCCGACACCAACGUCAAGGGCUUCGACCAGUGGAUGCUCGAACGCAAGGAGCUCAAGUCCCUCCUCAAGGAGAUCUCCCUCGACUGA